AUGGCUUUUUUCUUUUUUCCAUUUUAUACUCAACUAAAGCUAAAUUUGGUCAUAAGAUUAAAAAUAACCUUAGAUAAUGAUGUUGGUGAUGAGGAUGAUGAUGGUGGUGAUGAUGAUGGUACAGCACCGAACAGCGGUGUCCGAAUUACGAGACCACAAGCGUUACUGUUGCAGCCAUAUUCUGCGCUUAAUGUUCAAGAUUCGUCAAAAUUCUCACGAUUAUCAGGUUACUUAUAUUGUCUUUGUUGCCUUCAAACUCUUCCAAUUAGUGCAUUUGUUGGCCAACAAUAA
Molecule: messenger RNA, 291 nt
Organism: Enterobius vermicularis (human pinworm)
Lineage: Eukaryota; Metazoa; Nematoda; Chromadorea; Rhabditida; Oxyuridae
Source: the annotation of a GenBank genome assembly